Salvelinus sp. IW2-2015 is the source of this 1946-nucleotide messenger RNA. Its product is annotated as large neutral amino acids transporter small subunit 1. Gene Ontology annotation, biological process: amino acid transmembrane transport; neutral amino acid transport. Gene Ontology annotation, molecular function: neutral L-amino acid transmembrane transporter activity; L-amino acid transmembrane transporter activity. The record is from RefSeq and is a predicted model, not a curated record. Gene Ontology annotation, cellular component: membrane. NCBI's taxonomy places the organism in Eukaryota, Metazoa, Chordata, Actinopteri, Salmoniformes, Salmonidae.
GGAAGAGAGCAAAAGAAAGGAAGGAAAGGAGAGAAGGGGGCUAAAGGAAGACAGGAUGGCAGAGCAGAGCUGAAUCACAGAGUAGCCUGGAGAGCUUGAAGAAGGCAGCCGAGGGCCAGGAGAAGAUGGAGGCUGAGGCGGUUCCGGACAACCCAGACAAGCCUCCUUCGCCGGACAAGUCUCCAUCCAAGCCUCCGUCCCAAUCCACCAUUACCGACACCGGCACCGUGGCAGCCACCACCCCUACUGCCGAUGCCUCCUCCCCARCCAAGGCAGCGGGCGGCAAGAUCGAGCUGAAGCGCAGCAUCACGCUCUUCAACGGCGUGGGCAUGAUCAUCGGCACCAUCAUCGGCUCGGGCAUCUUCAUCACGCCCACAGGGGUGGUAAAGGAGGCUGGCUCGGCCGGUCUGUCGCUGGUGGUGUGGGCCGUGUGCGGUGUGGUGUCCACCAUGGGCGCCCUGUGCUACGCUGAGCUGGGCACCACCAUCACGAAGUCGGGUGGAGACUACACCUACAUCCUGGAGGUGUACGGCGAGCUGGCUGCCUUCCUCAAGCUGUGGGUGGAGAUGCUGAUCAUCAGGCCAUCCUCCCAGUACGUGGUGUCGCUGGUGUUCGCCACCUACCUGCUCAAGCCCCUCUACCCAAACUGCAGUGUGCCCGACAGUGCCGCCAAGCUCAUCGCUUGCCUCUGCCUCACAUCAUUGACCUUUGUGAACUGCAUCAGCGUGCGGGCUGCCACCAAGGUCCAGGACUUGUUCACUGCGUCAAAGCUCCUGGCCCUGAUCAUAAUCAUCAUUUUCGGUUUCAUUCAGAUCAGUACAGGUGAUGUGCCAUACCUGACACCAGAACUGGCGUUUGAAGGCAGCAAAUGGGGAGUCGACAACAUUGUGUUGGCUCUAUACAGUGGACUCUUUGCUUUUGGUGGCUGGAAUUACCUGAAUUACGUGACAGAGGAAAUGAUCAAUCCAGAGAGAAACCUGCCACUGUCCAUCAUUAUCUCCAUGCCCAUUGUGACUGUGGUGUACGUACUGACCAAUCUGGCCUACUUCACCACUAUCCCCCCGAGUGUGAUGGUCGAGUCCGAGGCAGUAGCUGUGAUCUUUGGGGAGUAUCAUCUUGGUGUGAUGUCCUGGCUCAUCCCUGUCUUUGUGGGGCUGUCCUGCUUCGGAGCGGUCAACGGAAGCCUGUUCACCUCGGCACGACUGUUUUAUGCUGGCGCUCGAGAGGGUCAGCUCCCUGCUGCACUGGGAUUGGUCCACACUGACCUCUUCACUCCAGUGCCCUCCCUCAUUUUCACGUGUUUCCUGUCCAUGCUGUAUGCCUUGUCCAAGGACAUCUUCUCGGUCAUCAACCUGUUCAGCUUCUUCACCUGGCUGUGUGUGGGCAUGGCCAUCGCCGGCUUGCUGUGGCUCCGCUGGACCAAGCCAGAGCUCAGGAGACCCAUCAAGAUUUGGUUGGUGGUCCCUGUGGUGUUUGUGCUGGGCUGUGUCUUUAUGAUCGUGGUGUCAUUCUGGGCAGCUCCCUUUGAGUGCCUGAUAGGCAGCGSGAUUAUCCUCACCGGUAUCCCCGCCUAUCUCCUGGGGUACAAGUGGAAGAAGCCCCACGUUGUAAAGAAGAUCCUAGAGAUCUUUACUCUGUUCUGCCAGAAGAUUUUUAUGUCUGUUCCAGAAGAGCGGGAAGAGAAGGAAUCAGCCGAAGUAGCUGAAGAAGUCGAAACAACAAAGGACGACUGAGUCAAUCUUUUAGUUGGAACAUUACGUGUUUACACUCAUUAUUGCUUUUGUGAUCAAGUUCCAUGACUCUUGGUAAAGUAGGGUUUAUACAUAUAGGGUUUAUAUGUAUGCUUCGGUGUACAUAUUUUGUAUUUUACAUGCAUUUUCAUACUGUAUCAUCCCUGUGUACUCUCUCCAGCAAUUCAAUUACAGUUAUUCCACUUUCCAGUUGUA